AUGGUUUUCGGAGGAGUUCUGGGCCUAUUUCUUCUUGCCUUUGGCAUCAUUUUUUCAAUUAUUUGGAUCACGAUACGUUUAUUUUUAAUUUAUCUCAAUUGGUUCUAUGAAAUUCGCAUUAAGUUUGGUUCGAUUAGUAUCGGUGACGUACAAAAUCUUGAAAUCAAUCAUCGACAAUUUCGCCUCCGUGUGCACUACAUAAACUUCCUUUCUCUACCCUCAAUCUUUCUACGUCGCGUGCCGAAUGUUGUGCUCAAUAAUAUUCAUUUAACCAUUCAUCCAAAAACAAAUCAAACUUCCACGAAAUCGAAAUCAACCAAUGAUUGGAAAGGCAAAUUAGCCUUACUCAAAUAUCUUUCAAUUCGCAUCGAACAAUUCCACGUUGAAUAUCAAAAUGCUCAACUGUCUUUUAAACAAAUUCUGUUACAUCCAACGACUGCGUCAAACAUCACAAAUUUUGACAUGCGAAUUCAAUGUGGAGAUGUUCAGUUUUUAUUUAUUGAUCCUCCAUCGACAAAUCUAUUGAAAUCAACAUGGAGUAGUAUCGAAUUACAAACAAAUUUCCAUCAACGUUUAUUGAUUAGUAUAACAAAUUGUUCGAUAGAUUUUAACGAUCAUUUAAUUAGCUAUUUGAAACAACAACAACGGGUAUCACAUUUUCAUUCUGUUGAUUCGAAUUUGAUAUCAGAAACUCAAUCGAUCCAGACUAAUAAUAUAUCCAAUAGUAAAUUCGAUCAAUGGGUCGCAUAUCUUCGUGAUCCAUUCGUCAAUAUCUCUAUCCAACAUUUCGAUAUUCACUACACAACUAUAGAUAAAACUCAACAUCAUCAUUAUCUUGAUACUGCACAUUUUUCAUUUCAUAAUUCCUCGAAAGCGUUAUCCGACACACGACAUGCAUACAUUGCUAAUUUUCGCCUUCAUUCGCCAUCGACACUUCGCAUCAAUGGGCUGUGCCAGACAACAGUACAUCCCAAUAAUGUUGAUAUAGGAUGUCAGUUAAAUGAGCUGAAUAUUCAAUUGCAUGAACAAACCAUUCAACAACUGCAUAAUCUACUAUCGUUUCGCUCAUCCUCAUCAAACAGUUCAUGGAAGUUUAAUCGACAAAUUAAGAUAUCAUUCCAAUUUUUAAAACCGGCUAUUUGUUUAAAACUAUAUGACAUGGAAGAAUAUUUCAUUUGGCAAACGAAUUUUUCAAAAAUCAACUUUUACUUCAAUCAACAAAACCUUGAAAUAAUGUCCAUGAUUGAAGUGAAAAACAUGCUACUAUACACAGCCGAUAGUGUCAUCUCUACCGAUAGUAUCUUCUCCCAAUCAAUUGUAGAUGAUCUCGAUAAAAAACAUCUUUGGAAUUGUUUAAUUUAUCUUCCAACUGCUAAUGUAUCUAUAUCACUGAAUCAAGCAAUACAGAUUCAAUCUGAUAUUGAUGGUUUACGCGUUCAAUCCAACCAAAUAUUAAUUCGUCUAUUGAAACGUUUACAAACAAUGCGGUCGAAUCCAUCGACAAAAUCAUCACGUUUGAUAGAUUUAUCAUUCCAGAUGAAAACAAUCAGCUUGGUUAUCUGUGAUAGUUUACCAGUAUGUUUACAUGUUGUAAUAUCAUCAAUUCGUGUGCAUCGAACACACAUGGAUAUGAAAAAGAUUCUUGCACACUUUCAAAACCAAACAGCAACUAAUAUGCCUCUAGGUUCAUUCAUGCAAGGUCAAACAGUACUCGAUAUUCGUCGUUUAAGUGUUCAACAUCUACAAAAAACUUCAAUGAUAAAAAUCUCUAUUCCAUAUGAUAUCACAAUAUCAUGGUCAACUAAGUUACAUCUAUUCCUCUAUCGUUUUGUUUCAUUAUUAAAAUCGAUUAGCGAGAAAACGAAAACGGUACCGAGUGGUACCACCGAUAAUUCUGAUCCAUUACAAACAACGAAGAGCAACAUCACAUUUGAAAUAGAAACAUGUGCUCAUGUAUACUUACACUUAUCGAGUGAUUGCAGAAUUCAUUUGGAAUUGCAACAAUUUUCCGGUCGGUAUAUGCGUCAGCUUUUGUAUGAUAAUGGUACGCAAAUGGAAUUAAAAUGUUUUCAACUAAUGAUCGACUGUCAACAGCAAUGCAUUUUUCUUGUCAAUAAUAUUUUGUUUACACGUUUGAGCCAAUCGGAAAAUUUAACUACGGAACGUUUGUUGUUAAAGAAAACAAUACCUACACUUGAUAUGAUUCAGAAUCGUGCUAGUCUGAUACAGAUCAAUUCAUUUUCAAUUCGUUUUCCGUUCGAUUCGACGUUCAAUGAAGUGGUGGAAAAGUUGGUCAACAUCCGUAAAUGGUUGAAACGUAUUCAUAAUCAUAAUGGUGACAUGUCAACGAAUUUCCUCAAUGAAAUUCCCCGACACUCAAUAUCAAAUGAUGUCUGGACAGAUCUCUCGAUAAAAGUUAAUGAUUUUGAAUUAGCUAUUACAGAUGAUUUGUUCGAAGUGAAAUUAUUUCAAAAUUAUUGUUUAAUGGCCGAUGAAUAUCAAGAACGUGAAUUACGUGAACAAGUACUCCAACAGCGUAUUGAGGAGUCCGAACGUAAAUCCAACCCAUUGAAUAACACUAACGAAUUAAAGCGUGCUUUGAUGGAAGCUAGUUCAAAAGUUUACAUAGAACGCAGUCAAAGUACCAAUUAUGAUGAAAAUCGUCAACGUAUCAAACGUAAUCUUAUCCGUUGGCAUUUACGACAAGUCGAUCUAACCGCAUUAGCUGACCGAUCAUGGACAGGAAAAGAAAACAUACUGAAUAUCAUACAUCAGAUUGAUUCCGAAAGUACACAGAUUCCUAUUGAGACCAGUGAUCUAUGUACAAUAUGGUGUCGGUAUGUAAUAUUGAGAUGUGAUGAAUGGUCGAUACAUUUCCGAGAUUUCCGACAACCAUUGUGGCAAAUGCAACAAUUUCAUUUAUGGGGACAUAUCUGCGCAGCUGAAGUAACACCCGAUACAUUAGAUUCGAUAAGAACGCCCUCGGUAGAAAUCGGUGAACCUUACCUAUCUACUGGUUUUCGAAUACAACGUCUUCUUUCACCAUUGAAAUUUUAUCAUGAUAUUAAUUCAGAUAUUGAUUCAUUCCUGAUUUCCUACGGACCAGCCUGGGAAAAUACAAUGGCUCAAGUGAAUCUAUGUAUGAACAGCAUCACUCCGCGUACAGUCGACCCUUCUCCAUUGCUUCCUUGGUGGGAUAAAAUUCGUCUUUACCUUCAUGGACGAUGGUCCUUUGCAGCAAACAAAAUGUCUUGGUUGUAUCAUGUUGCUUCAAGUCCUUAUAACGACACAGAGGAGAUGGAAUGGGUCUGGGAUCAAGCAUAUGUCGACUGGACAAAUGGAAAGUUUACUUUUCAAGCAUCAAGUCUUUCGAUCAAAUUACGAACCAGUUCGAAAUACGAUGACUGUUGUCUCCUCUAUCUACCCAAUGUCGAUACAAGAAUUUCGCUCGGUUGGUUAUGCGCCGGUAACUCCAAUGAUCAUCAUGCUGUUCGAUUGUACACACGAGAUGCAGUGAAUUCGUGGAAGAAGAAAAAAUCUCAUGAUUCCUAUGCAUUUUACCGUUCGAAUCAUUUGAAUGCAACAGCUAAAUUCGAAUGUAAAGAUGUUCCAAAAGGUGAAACACCACCUACUUGUACAAUCUAUGCAAGUACACUUCGGUUUUGUGAGCGUGUCAAAAAUACCAUGAUGUCUAUUACUCGGCCAACUCGUCGUGGAAAGUUAUUUUUGCCACCGGGUGAAACUGUCGUUCCUCCACGGAAACCUCUCCUUUCUCGUCAUUAUGAAGCUGUUGAAUUGCAACUAAUUCUUCCACAAUUCCGUGUCAGAUAUUUAACAUCCUUCGCUCGACAAACCGGCGCCCAAGUUGAUUGUCAACUAUUUAAUUUUGUAACGUACCAAGAAUUGAAUUUAAUCGAUCACCAUGAUGGCUUAGCGCGACGUGCGAAAAUUUUAUGGAAACCAAAAAUGAUGAAUGUUAAUUUAAAACGUGCACAGAUGUGGCUACUACGAGACGCGAAUGAAGAUAAAGAAAUGAAUGAACUAGCAACGACACAAGAUGAUAACCCGCAAAAAUGUCAACAAGAACGAACGUCUUUUCUAAGUUUAGAUAGUCUCAUUUAUAUACGAUCGCCAUCGACCAGCAGUAAAAGUAGUACACACAGUGUAUUAAUCGAUGAAUUGAAAGCCGUAUGGAAUUUAACAAAUCGGCGAACACUUUUUCUUAUUUAUGAACGUUAUCGUCGAAACAAUAUCCUCCGAUCGAAUCUUUCGAAUCCAUUUGCCAAAGAACUUGAUCACCUACAGCAAGAAAAAACUCUUGUUACACCAUCUGAUUAUUCACCCGUAGAUGACAAUAGUAAUCUGGCAUCACUGAGCACAGAUGAAACGAUCUCGGAUUCAGGAUCAGCAGCAACAGGCACUACGGCAACAACUUCAAUCACUACCACAACGAAUGGAACGACAUCUCAACCGUCGACGUUAGCCUCAUUCCUCGAUCAACUCAUUAAUGAAAGUCAAUAUCAAGCAAGUGUCGACCUUGAUCCGACUGUUGACGAAUCAGUGUCUUUGGUGGGCCUUCGACAGUGUACGAAAGAUGAUGUUGAAGAACAUACCUUACACAUUGAAUUAGCUGAUAGUCAGAUUGCUUUGCGCGGCAUUGAAUCACGUGGUUAUGUUAUUUUAUCCGCAACUAAUGCGUUAGUUGAUCAGUAUCGUCAUAAACCUGUUUGGCGUGAUCAACAACUAUGUGACAAAACAUCUUGGCAUGUUGAUCUCCAAAGCAUGCAAUAUUAUGCCACGACAGUUUCAUCGUCUUCCUCAUCAUCAAAUCCUUCAACUGAAAACACUAAUACUCUAUCGUCGAUUUUGUUAUCAUCGGACGAUGACAUUAUCUGGAUUCCACGACGUGAUAUUCGCGAUGAAAAUUCACUGUUGGGUGAAUCGUCACGGAGUGUUGUAGGCAGUAUCGCAACCAACGAUGGAUGUGGUGAUCAGCAAUUGCAAUGUAUCGUCUCGAAAUCAAACGCUACUUUAUCCUAUGUAUUCUAUACUGAACAAACACAGCAAGAAGAAGAGACAGACACAAAUAUUGUUAUUCCGCCAUUCACAAAACCAUCAAUUAAUGAGCAAAACCCUAUAGGUGAAAAUGAUCGUUUACUUGUUGAUUCACUGACAUUCAUUCAUAAUGAUAUUCAACUUUCCACGAAUUCAUUACAAUAUCGUACAAUUAUGGAUAUUGUCAAUAAUUUACUGCUUUAUGUUGAUCCAAAGAGAGAAGGUAUAAAUAAUAAACUACGCAAACUUCGCUUAAAAAUUCAACUAGCAAAUAAUCUUCCUGUGCUACAGAAGAAUAUUCGUCAUCUACUUGAACGUGUCAGAUCAACAUUGGCUGAAUUACGAAGACUCGAGCGAGAAAUGUAUUAUUUUAGUCGAACAAACAACAACGUCGUAAAUUCCUAUUCAUCGGACGAUGAAGAUGGUAAUGGCCGAACUCGAGCACUCUCAUUUACUGUUCAAGAGUAUCAACAAUUACAAACAUCGUAUACUUCGGUUAAAGUUGAAUUGAAUGAAUUAGCGGAAAACUUGGGCAUGAUGUGCGCUGUUUACAAAGAUAUGCAAUUGGCACGAUUGGUUAAGCUACGAAUUGCGGCGACAGCUCAUAAGACUGCUCGGCUAGAACGGCGAUACGAAAUUUACGGUGGGUCGAUAACUUGGUUUAUUAAACAUGACGACGGACAAAUUACAAAUGCACAGUUUCUUUUGAGAAACAUUCUGUACACAAAACGUUAUUUUGAAAAUGGAACGAAUGAACAUUCGGUCAAUAUUGGGCAAGCUCAAGUCGAUAAUUUACUACGAGAUGAUCGUUAUCGAACAAUUCUAACAGCAAAUUGCCAACAACAGCAGACUAUGAUCCGUGUUUACUGCAAAGAAGGAGAAUCUGUUGGUGGAAUAGCUGUUAAAGAACAUCUUGAGAUAAAUGUAGCUCCGCUUGUCAUUCAAAUGACACGUCGCUUUUCACAAAUGAUAAUGGCAUUUCUUUUCCCGAACAAGACUCAGCAGAGCUCUGACCUUCAACAACGAGCCAAUAAAUCAUCUUUGAAACGUCCCACAUCAAAUUCCCUCAAACAUCGAAGCAGAUCAUCGGAAGGUGACGAAGAACUGUUGGCUGGCCGAUCGUUGUUCUACUUCAGUAUUCGCGAUCUGGAUGCGAUGGAAAAACGUGCUAAGAAUACUUUAACAUUUCAAUAUAUUAAAAUUCCCGAAGUAUCUUUGAUUGUCUCUUACAAAAUACGAGGUACAAAAGAGAAGAAAAUCGGCGAUCUAGAGAAUGCUCAUAUAUCAUUUCCCACAUUGGAAUAUCGAAAUCUAACAUGCAGUUACCACGAUCUCGUUCUGGCGAUAAAAUCUGAUGUUAAAAAUGUUUUAUUAUCACAAGCGAUUCGACAAAACAUCAAUCUCCGAUUACCAUUCAUUGGCAAGUCAACCCGAGCGCAAAAUCAACAAUUAUUAGCCACAACUACAGUCGGAGCAGACAAUGGACCAGCAAAGAAUCGAGUUGUCUACAAUUCAGAUAGCACGAAUCAGAAUGAAACGUUAAAGAAAAGUGAGCAAGAUGAUGAGGAUCAGACAAACAAGAUGAAACUUGUUCUGGGAACGAAAAUUUCCAAAGAUCUUCUAGCUCAAUUCAAACGUCGCAAAGAUACGUAG
Molecule: messenger RNA, 6708 nt
Organism: Adineta ricciae
Lineage: Eukaryota; Metazoa; Rotifera; Eurotatoria; Adinetida; Adinetidae
Source: the annotation of a GenBank genome assembly